This is a messenger RNA of Bolinopsis microptera, 969 nucleotides long. RefSeq names its product stress-induced-phosphoprotein 1-like. The transcript is spliced from 7 exons. The record is from RefSeq and is a predicted model, not a curated record. The coding region runs from base 76 to 969 and encodes 297 amino acids. Gene Ontology annotation, cellular component: TRC complex; membrane. Gene Ontology annotation, biological process: post-translational protein targeting to endoplasmic reticulum membrane. Gene Ontology annotation, molecular function: molecular adaptor activity; protein binding. NCBI's taxonomy places the organism in Eukaryota, Metazoa, Ctenophora, Tentaculata, Lobata, Bolinopsidae.
AACAUUUUAUGACAUUCAGAAUACUGAAACUUUAUAACAUGAUUAGAUGAUUGUUAUAUUGUGAUCAUUUUAGGUAUGUCAAAUUCGUUAACUCAUACCGAUCAUGACAUUACCGAACAAGAUAGUAAGUUAGCAGCUGCAGAGAAAAAGAAUCUGGGUAACAUAGCUUUUAAAGAACUAAGUUUAGAUGAGGCAUUAACGCUUUAUGAUGAAGCUAUAGCAAUGGAUCCUACACAGAUGUCAUUUUAUAAUAAUAAAGGAGGUAUGUCAAAUACGUUAACUCAUACCGAUCAUGACAAUACCGAAGAGGAUUGGAAGUUAGCAGCUGCAGAGAAAAAGAAUCUGGGUAACAUAGCUUUUAAAGAACAAAGGUUAGAUGAGGCAUUAACGCUUUACGAUGAAGCUAUAACCAUGGAUCCUACACAGAUGUCAUUUUAUAAUAAUAAAGGAGCCGUUUAUAUUCAUAAGAAGGAAUUCUUGUUGGCUAAAAAUGUUUGUUCUGAUGCGCUUACAAUUGGUCAAAGGUAUGGUGGAAGCAGUGCUGACAAGGCUAGAUCAUUGGCUCGAAUCGGAAAAGCGUGUCUACAAAUGGGAGACAUCUACAAUGCAACAUGGAAGUAUGACGAAGCUCUCACAACAUUGGAGACCGAUUAUGAGGCUGUGAUGGUUGAUAAAGUAACACCCCAACCGGUUCCCUCGUCUAAAAACGUUAAAGUUGAUGAGAUUCAGAAACAAGCAGCCGUCAAGAAGAAAGAGCUGGGCAACAAAGCCUAUCAGAAGGGGCAAUACGACAAGGCUUUAGCUUUGUAUAAUGAGGCGAUAGAACUGGAUCCUACACAAAUAUCUUUCUACAACAAUAAAGGAGCUGUGUACAUACAAAGAAAAGAUUUUAUAUCUUCCAAAAAUGUUUGCCUUGAGGCUGUUAGAAUUGAGCCCUUUCUCGAAUUGGUAAAGCUGAACGAGAGUUAG